AGGAUUAGCACUUGUAAAGGAAUUCUCUGUGUACAGAUUUUCCCUUUGACGGGGAAACUGCUUGAAAGAUUAGUCUCUCCGUACAUGGAAUUAAUUAUAAUUUCAUAAGGAAAAAUUUUACAUCUUUAAAGAGUAUAAUUAUAAUGAAUCAGCUUAAUUGUAUUGACGCCAACAUCUUUUAAUCAAAGAAUCCCUGUGCUCGUAAUCGUUGAAAAUUGCUCUGAACUAAUUACAUAAGAGUGCAUAACAACUCCGAAUUCAAUAAACAUUUCAUACAAAAAUCAACUGUGGUUUAAUUUAAGGCUAAACAAAAUGUCAUUUGCUGUUAUGCUUAUUAAAACAAUUCAUACAAAGUAUGAUUGUAUUAAUAUAUUAAGUAAAAGUGUUUAAAGAACAUGGUGAUAAAAUAAGGACAAAAUAAAACAUUCGCUUAAACGUUACCUAAUUUGCAAACAAUACAAUUACAAGUAGUAUUCAGAAUAGGCGCUUAUAAUGAUUAUUGAAAACGUAGCAUGACCGUUACCAACCUUGAAUUUGCCAUUUGCUUAAAUCCCAACUAAAAUGUCUAUUAAAAGUGUACAAAAUAAAUCUGAUGAAAUGGAAAUCGGCACUCACAAUGACAAGGAAAACACAGACCCUUGCGAAAAUUUGCAAACGGAACCAAGUAAUGAAAAGUCUAACAUCGACGCAAAUUUGUACUUAUACGACGAUGAGUUGGACACCAGACCACACGUAUCAACGUUUAUUUCUUCGCUUGCCAAUUAUGAAAAUACUAUACCAUCAGCAACUGACCCGGAUUCGAAAACUGCUGCACCUGCAUCUCGUAUGGGUACAUUAAUCGGUGUUUUCCUGCCAUGCAUUCAAAACAUAUUCGGAGUGAUCCUGUUUAUUCGGCUUACGUGGGUAGUAGGAACCGCUGGCGCAAUAUGUGGAUUUAUAAUAGUAUUAAUUUGCUGCUGUGUGACCAUGUUGACGGCAAUCUCGAUGUCAGCAAUUGCAACAAACGGAGUAGUGCCGGCCGGUGGAAGCUAUUUUAUGAUUUCUCGAUCACUAGGACCAGAAUUCGGAGGAGCGGUGGGAAUGCUGUUUUAUACAGGGACGACUCUGGCUGCUGCUAUGUACAUCGUGGGUGCUGUGGAGAUCGUUCUGACCUACAUGGCUCCGUGGGCAUCAAUAUUUGGCGAUUUCACAAAAGAUCCAGAUGCAAUGUAUAAUAACUUUAGAGUAUACGGAACGCUACUCUUGAUGAUUAUGGGUUUGAUUGUGUUUUUGGGUGUAAGGUUUGUCAAUAAAUUCGCCGCGGUCGCCUUGGCGUGUGUAAUAUUCUCUAUAAUAGCUGUUUACAUUGGAAUAUUCGACAAUAUUCAUGGGAGUGAAAAGCUUUACUUGUGUGUCCUUGGAAAGCGAUUACUCAAAGAUAUUCCGAUGGAUAAUUGCACUAAAAGUGAUACGUUCUUGUCGGAUCUCUUUUGCGAUGAAAAUGGAUGUGAUGAAUAUUACAGAAAUAAUAAUGUAACGAAGGUUAAGGGUAUUAAGGGUCUUGCUAGUGGCGUGUUUUAUGAAAAUAUUUUACCAUCAUUUUUGGAACAAGGCCAACUAAUUGCUUAUGGAAAAAAUACAUUGGAUAUUGAAAACAUGGCUCCGUCUACAUAUAAUCAAGUUGUGGCGGAUAUUACAACGUCAUUUACAUUGCUCAUUGGAAUAUUUUUCCCUUCCGUAACAGGUAUAAUGGCGGGGUCUAAUAGGUCUGGUGAUUUAGCCGAUGCUCAAAAAAGUAUCCCUAUCGGAACUAUUUGUGCUAUUUUAACAACGAGCACUGUCUAUUUAUCAAGCGUUAUGUUAUUUGCGGGAACCGUGGAUAAUCUUCUUUUACGUGAUAAGUUUGGACAAUCUAUUGGUGGAAAACUGGUUGUUGCAAACAUAGCAUGGCCAAACCAAUGGGUUAUACUGGUCGGAUCAUUCUUAUCGACACUUGGUGCUGGACUACAAAGCUUAACAGGCGCACCACGUCUGUUGCAAGCUAUAGCAAAGGACGAAAUUGUUCCAUUUUUAUCUCCUUUUGCGGUCUCUUCUAAGCGAGGUGAACCCACCAGAGCCUUACUUUUAACAAUUGUUAUAUGCCAGUGUGGAAUAUUAUUGGGCAAUGUUGAUAUAUUGGCGCCUUUAUUAUCUAUGUUUUUCCUUAUGUGUUAUGGAUUCGUAAAUCUUGCGUGUGCUGUUCAAACAUUGUUAAGAACACCUAACUGGAGACCACGAUUUAAGUUCUAUCAUUGGGGAUUAUCUUUAGUUGGAUUAACUUUGUGUAUAUCAAUAAUGUUUAUGACCUCGUGGUACUUUGCUUUAAUCGCGAUGGGAAUGGCUAUAGUUAUUUAUAAAUAUAUCGAAUAUCGUGGAGCUGAAAAAGAAUGGGGAGAUGGAAUAAGAGGAAUGGCGUUAACAGCUGCUAGGUAUUCACUUCUCCGCUUAGAAGAAGGUCCACCACAUACCAAAAAUUGGCGUCCACAAAUAUUAGUGCUAUCGAAAUUUAAUGACAAUUUCAUGCCAAAGUAUAGGAAAAUAUUUGCGUUUGCGACUCAACUUAAAGCUGGAAAGGGGUUAACAAUAUGUGUGUCAGUUAUCCAAGGUGAUCAUCAUAAAAUUACGAACAGAGCCGUAGACGCCAAAGCGGCCUUGAGAAAAUUAAUGGACGAUGAGAAGGUGAAAGGUUUCUGUGAUGUAUUGGUAUCUCGGGAUAUUGGCGAAGGCUUAAGUUCAGUAAUUCAAACUAUAGGACUUGGAGGUAUGAAACCAAAUACUGUUAUUAUUGGUUGGCCUUAUAGUUGGCGGCAAGAAGGCAAGCAAAGUUGGAAAACUUUUAUACAAACCGUUCGAACGGUAGCUGCCUGCCAUAUGGCACUUUUAGUUCCAAAGGGAAUUAACUUUUUUCCAGAAUCCAACCACAAAAUUGGGGGCAAUAUUGACAUUUGGUGGAUAGUACAUGAUGGAGGUCUCUUAAUGCUAUUGCCUUUCCUGCUGAAACAACAUCGUACUUGGAGAAACUGCAAAUUAAGAAUUUUCACUGUGGCUCAAAUGGAAGACAAUUCCAUACAGAUGAAAAAAGACUUAAAAACGUUUUUGUAUCACUUGCGAAUUGAGGCCGAUGUGGAGGUGGUGGAGAUGAUGAAUAGCGAUAUUUCCGCCUAUACAUAUGAGAGAACGUUGAUGAUGGAACAGCGAAACCAAAUGUUAAGGGAACUACGUUUAAAUAAGAAAGAAAACUCUAAAAUAGUACAGACUCUAGUGGAUUUUAAGGAAACCACCGGGGAUGAUAAGUUACCUUUGGUUCAAACAAUUGUUGAUCAUCAUCAUGAUGUAACGAAGACAUCUUCAAAGGUUCGGUUUGCAGAUCCAACAAUCAAUGUAGAAGAAAAACAUGAAAACGAGGCUGAUGGUGAUGAAAAGGUUAAGGCCAAAGAGGCUGAAAUCGACACGCUAGAUACAAAAUUAGAAAAUGGAUCAACAUUAAAUGUUGUAGAAAAGGGACAAAGCGAAGAUGAAAAGCCCGAGAAACACAUUUCGGGACCAAACACAAACACAACCUUAAAACCUGACGAAAUCAAUGUUCGCCGAAUGCACACGGCAGUAAAACUGAAUGAAGUUAUUGUAAAUAAAUCACAAGAUGCCCAACUUGUUAUAAUGAAUUUACCUGGACCUCCACGGGAAUCCAAAAUCGAUCGUGAAAGCAAUUAUAUGGAAUUUUUAGAGGUGUUAACUGAAGGUCUAGAAAAGGUGCUAAUGGUCCGGGGAGGAGGUCGUGAAGUAAUAACAAUCUAUUCUUAAGGAUCUAAACGUAUUUUAAUUCUUGUAAUAUUUUGGUAAAUCAGGCAACUACCAAUAUCAAUCAAUUCGUAAUUAUUUUUAGCAUGUAAAUCAAAAUUUAUAUUUUGUAUCUAAAUACAAAAAUGAAAUAAAUUCUUUGUUACAACAAAA
This is a messenger RNA of Anastrepha ludens (Mexican fruit fly), 3969 nucleotides long. RefSeq names its product solute carrier family 12 member 6 (gene kcc). Gene Ontology annotation, molecular function: potassium:chloride symporter activity. Gene Ontology annotation, biological process: chloride transmembrane transport; cell volume homeostasis; potassium ion homeostasis. Gene Ontology annotation, cellular component: membrane. Lineage: Eukaryota; Metazoa; Arthropoda; Insecta; Diptera; Tephritidae. The coding region runs from base 562 to 3819 and encodes 1085 amino acids. The transcript has 23 exons. The record is from RefSeq and is a predicted model, not a curated record.